Molecule: messenger RNA, 2514 nt
Organism: Tachyglossus aculeatus (Australian echidna)
Lineage: Eukaryota; Metazoa; Chordata; Mammalia; Monotremata; Tachyglossidae
Gene: PTH2R
Product: parathyroid hormone 2 receptor
Exons: 13
Coding region: 75-1625 (516 amino acids)
Biological process (GO): cell surface receptor signaling pathway; adenylate cyclase-modulating G protein-coupled receptor signaling pathway
Cellular component (GO): plasma membrane
Molecular function (GO): G protein-coupled peptide receptor activity; peptide hormone binding; parathyroid hormone receptor activity
Source: RefSeq, a predicted model, not a curated record
CCCUGGCCCUGGCCCUGGCCCUGGGCAGCCGCCUCCGCGCCGGCGCCCAGGUGGAUGCUGAUGGCACCAUUACCAUGGAGGAGCAGAUUGUUCUGGUCCUGAAAGCUAAAGUACAAUGUGAGCAGAACAUCACAACCCAGCUGCAGGAGGGAGAGGGAAGCUGUCUUCCAGAAUGGGAUGGACUCAUAUGUUGGCCCAGAGGGACCGUGGGACAUAUGGUGGCUGUCCCCUGCCCUGCCUAUAUCUAUGACUUCAAUCACAAAGGAUUUGCCUUUAGGCACUGCACUCCAAAUGGAUCAUGGGAUUUUAUGCCAGGUUUAAAUAAAACCUGGGCCAAUUAUUCAGACUGCCUUCACUUAGUCCAGCCGGAAAUCAGCACCAAAAAGAAGGAGUUCUUAGAACGGCUCUCCAUCAUGUAUACAAUUGGAUAUUCCAUCUCCUUCAGUUCUUUGGCAGUGGCUAUUUUCAUCAUUGGCUAUUUCCGGAGGCUGCACUGCACCAGGAACUACAUUCACAUGCACCUCUUCGUCUCAUUCAUGCUAAGAGCUGCAAGCAUCUUUCUCAAAGAUCGAGUGGUGCAGGCUUACAUUGGUGUGAAAGAAGGAGAGUCUUUGCAUAUGAGCGAUCUUCAGAGUUCAGCAGUGGUGCCUUCCCAGGACCCAUUUCACUAUGUGGGCUGCAAGGUGGCGGUGGUACUGUUCAUUUACUUCCUGGCCACAAACUACUAUUGGAUCCUGGUGGAAGGCCUGUAUCUGCACAGUCUCAUCUUUGUGGCUUUCUUUUCGGACACCAAGUACCUCUGGGGCUUCACCAUGGUCGGCUGGGGGUUCCCAGCGGUGUUUGUGGUGGCUUGGGCAGCAGUUCGAGCAACGCUGGCAGAUGGCAGGUGCUGGGAGCUCAGUGCUGGAGAUGUCAAGUGGAUUUAUCAAGCACCGAUUUUGGCAGCCAUUGGGCUCAACUUCAUUCUCUUCCUCAACACGGUGCGAGUCCUGGCCACUAAAAUUUGGGAGACCAAUGCAGUUGGAUAUGAUACAAGGAAGCAAUACCGGAAGUUGGCCAAGUCAACCUUGGUCCUGGUGUUGGUCUUCGGCGUGCACUACAUUGUGUUUGUAUGUCUGCCCCAUAACCUCUCGGGCCUUGGGUGGGAGAUACGCCUGCACUGUGAACUCUUCUUCAACUCCUUUCAGGGUUUCUUUGUUUCUAUCAUCUAUUGUUACUGCAACGGAGAGGUUCAGGCGGAGAUCAAGAAAACUUGGAGCAGGUGGAACGUGGCUGUGGACUGGAAGAGGACGACUCCAUGUGGCAGUUAUAGAUAUGGCUCCGUCCUGACCAAUGUGACGCACAGCACCAGCAGCCAGUCUCAGACAGUGGCCACCUCCCGCAUGGUCCUGCUCACCAGCAAGAGCAGCCGAACUGCCAGCAGGCAGGCGGACCCCCAUGUGAACUUACCAGGCUACGUCCGGAGCAACUCUGAUCAGGAGAGCCUGCCUCCCUGGAUCCAUGGUGACAUGACUGAGAAUGCAGGGACUGGGGUGGAGGACCAAUCACAGAAGGAGAUUAUGAAGCCUGUAGAUGUGAGCUCAAACUCCGCGAGGAGCCAGACUGAAACUGAGGAUGCACUCUGAGGAAAUGGUGUUAGGCUAGGGCUAGAAUUGAAUGAGCCCAUCCAAUUCAUCAUGGCAGCAGCACCAACCCCCUCACUCCACGCCCCCGACCUUGUUGCCUCAAGCCCAAUCUGCUGCCAUUUCAUUCUGUGGCAAAUAUCAUCUCCAAGGGUUUUGAAUCUCCAUUCUCUGAGCCCUGAAGCUAUCAAAGGCAAAAAAAAAAAGAUUUCCUGAUGAGAUGAUUCAUUGAAUUAUUUUGGCAUAAAACUAUCCUCUGUUUAGAGGCAUGGAAGCUUUGGUGCUAAUGCACAUCACUGCUACAUUCCUCUGUAGCCCCAUGGGCCUUAGAAAAUGACUUGAAAUUCAAAGGGAUUAGAAAUACAUCCAGGAUUCGCUUUUGUUCUUCAGUAAAGUUUUUUCUUAUAUUUGACUGUCUUUCAUUUCAAAACUGAGACACUGCCCUUCUCUUUUCCUUCCAUUUUCUCUCUCUGUUUCUCAGUCUGAAUUGCUUUGGCAAAACCUUUGUAUAGUGUGAGUAGCACUGUGUGUAAGUGUGCCAUUAAACAAAGCCUGAAGAAGUCUGGAAAGAGCAAAGAUUUUUGAAGCAAUUAGUAACAUUAGGGAGUUGGAAUGGAACUUCAAAUUAAUGACAAACAGUGAAACUCAGAAAUGGCACAUCAUAUUUUGCUUGUUGUUGCAUGAACCAACCCACAGGACCACAGGUCAACCCUUCACUCCAGUUGAUAUGGGAUCUGCCCCUUUGGGUGGGUGAGAACUUUGGAACUGCCACUCUACAUGAACGUUUCUGAGCAAAGGAUAUUGCCCUGAAAUCCUCUGUGGUACUGAACUCUUUUGUGUUGGAUCUUGUGAAAUGCCAUGUGGGGGACAUUAAAAUCUCAUGUCUAUCAAC